CCAUUGCUUUCCGCAAUCGCAUUUCUUCAAGCAUUAAUAAUUUAGGGGUUGAAAGACCUGUGUUUGUUUAUCCGGAAAAAAAUUCCGGAAGGCUUUUUUACAAGACGGCAAUAGUUUUCAUAUCCUACAAAGAGGUUCAAGAUUUUUGACAUUGUCUAUUAACCACUUGACAUAGAGAGAGGCUGCAAUGACUCAUUUGACAGAAGUGGACAAAGUGGAGGAGUGUGAUUUUAAGUGGGGCAAAAAAAGAGGUGUUGGUGGAAAAAGGAAAGAGGUCCAAUUUUAUGAGUCUUUUACUUAUAAUGGUGUUGAAUAUUCCCUGUAUGACUGUGUUUAUCUUUAUGAGGAAGGUGAACCUGAGCCUUAUAUAGGCAAACUUAUAAAGAUAUGGGAAUAUCCAGAUAAGGAAAAGAAAAUAAAGGUUCUAUGGUUCUUCCACCCUAGUGAGAUUUUGAAAUGGCUUGGAGAUGGCGAGACAAUCAAGAAUGAGUUAUUUUUGGCCUCUGGUGAAGGUGUUGGCCUAGCAAAUGUUAAUCCUCUGGAAGCGAUUGCUGGCAAGUGUAAUGUCAUUUGUAUCUCGAAGGACAAUCGAAAUCCACAACCCUCAAAUGAAGAACUUCAAAUGGCUGACCAUGUAUUUUACCGUACAUUUGAUGUUGGAAAUUGUACAAUAUUAGAUAAGAUCGAUGACAAAAUUGCUGGGGUUGAAGUUGAGUUUAUAUUUAACCGAAGGGCGUGUCAGAAUUCUAAUGAGGUUCCAAAAAUGGAUUCAAAUCGGAAAGAAGAUAUCAGGAGAGUUGUAGCAAGUAGUGAAACACUUCAACUUUCUGAGCGAAACUCAUCUGGAGAAGACAAAGAUCUAAAGAUAGAUGGAAAUUCUAAGGAUGCUUUGGCAAAUGAAAAUGUUGAUGUGAAGGUUUCAUUGGUUGAACAUAAAUCUUCACUUGGAGGAAAGCAUGCUUCCGGUGCUGAUAUGGUUUUGGAUAACAUGACUAAUAUUAGUGUUGAACGGGAAAAUAUUGUUGGUGAUGGUUCCAAAUUGCAGGUUGAUUCUAUUAAAUAUGAUGAUAAAGUGGGUAAAGUUCUUGUCAAUCAAGUUGAAGUUGAGGAAAAAGUAAAAUCUACCAGGGAUUCUGGUUUAUUGGAUAGUAGGCCUUCUAAGAAAGCAAAGGUCAGUAGUUCCACUGAACUAUCCGAGGAUAGGAACAACCGUAGUUUGAAGAAGUCAAAUAUUGAUUCUCAUGUGAAAGAAAUGAAAGCUUCAGUAUCAACUGUCACUACCACUAAAGAUAAAACAAAAUUAGAUCUUGUUAAGGAUUCUCCCUCACUGGAGAAGGAAGCAUCCAAGAAACUAAAGUCUUAUGAGAAGAUGACGAAACUUUCCAAUGGCAAUUUGAUUAAAGCAUUUGCUAGACGGUCUCCAAGCGUGGACUCCAAAAUUGAGGGCCAAAUAAUGGAGGUCACCCGAAGACCUAAUGCUGAUAGAAGCAGAUGGUUUAGGGGACUUCCUUGGGAAGAAAGAAUGCAGACUGCCCAUCAGCAAGGAACACUUGUCCUACUGCAAAAUUUGGAUCCAGCAUACACCUCAGCAGAAGUGGAGGAUAUUGUCUGGCAUGGCUUUAAGGAAUCUUGUACAGCAAGGAUGAUACAACGCACGACAAUUUCUAGCCCACAUUCUGGUCAAGCUUUUGUUAUUUUCAAAACAAGAGAUGCAGCAGUGUGGGCUAUUAGAAAAUUAGAAGAAGGAUGCUUACUUCUAUCAAAUGGGAGGCCUCUUGUUGGCAGCUUUGGAACUCCUUGCUUCCCAGGGAAGCAGUCCACAUUUGUUGGUCAUCUCUCUAUCGAUAAGGUUAAAGUCCAAAUGCAACGGGAGAUGAAGCAAGCUGUAUCCACUUCACACUGUUCACAGCCUAACACAAUUGAAUAUGAGAUGGCCAUGGAUUGGUGCUUACAACAAGAAAGAUCAGAUAGCUGUUGGAAAAAGUUGUAUAAGAGACAAGGGGAUGAGUUGAGAAAGCUCAAAGCUAGUUUGAAAUCUAAAUAAGCGGCAAUUGCUAUGAGCAUGGUGCUUGCUUGUGUGUCAUUCUGUCCAAGGCUCACACCAGAAGAUGGUCUUGCUGUACAUGGUUGUCACAUGAAGUUAAAUAGAGGAUUCCCAAUAUUUAAUUUGCAUGCACUGGGUUAUUGUGGAACACAGGAAACAUAGGGCAGAGGUCGUGCAUUUGUGGGAAUGCGGAAAUUUUGGACUCUGAGCACAUGUACAUAUACUCCGAGGUUCCAGUUUUGGUUGUUUUGGAAGCAAAUCAUGUGUUUAAAGGAACCGUGGCCAAGUUGGUUCACCAUUAUCCAUACUGUGUAUUCCAUCAUGGAUGAGUGUAAAUCUAUUUAAGAAUUCCAACCUCACAAAUCACUGGAUGUGCAGGAUUUUCCUGUGUAAUGCUAUACACAAUCUAUGGUGGCUUUUUUCCCAUCACCACCACCAC
Molecule: messenger RNA, 2483 nt
Organism: Vitis riparia (riverbank grape)
Lineage: Eukaryota; Viridiplantae; Streptophyta; Magnoliopsida; Vitales; Vitaceae
Product: protein ANTI-SILENCING 1
Exons: 13
Coding region: 188-2044 (618 amino acids)
Molecular function (GO): RNA binding; chromatin binding
Source: RefSeq, a predicted model, not a curated record